AUGGCUACCCCGCAACACGGCAUCUCCCUACAGGUCACGGUCCACAUUGACCCCUCCAACGUGGACAAGUUCCUUGAAGCCUUUAAGCCCGUUUACGAGAAAGUUAUCGCUGAGCCGCAGUGUACGUUUUUCGAAGUAUAUCAGGACCCUGAGAGUCUGGGGACGUUGUCGUGGGUUGAGAAUUGGACCGAGUCGAAAGAGUGGCUAGUGCAGAACCAACUCACGAAAGACUACUAUCACGAAUACUUCGCCAUCACGGAGCCGAUGUUCGUCAAGCCGAGAGAGUUCAAGGUGUUGCACCGUGUUGGAGAGCCGUUGACCAUGACGAAGAAGUCGAAUGGGGGAUUGCUCGAUUAA
Molecule: messenger RNA, 357 nt
Organism: Aspergillus melleus
Lineage: Eukaryota; Fungi; Ascomycota; Eurotiomycetes; Eurotiales; Aspergillaceae
Product: putative quinol monooxygenase
Exons: 3
Coding region: 1-357 (118 amino acids)
Molecular function (GO): catalytic activity
Source: RefSeq, a predicted model, not a curated record